Molecule: messenger RNA, 255 nt
Organism: Penicillium maclennaniae
Lineage: Eukaryota; Fungi; Ascomycota; Eurotiomycetes; Eurotiales; Aspergillaceae
Exons: 1
Coding region: 1-255 (84 amino acids)
Source: RefSeq, a predicted model, not a curated record
AUGCGAUUCACCCAGGUCGCUUUCACUGCCACCUUAGCUGCCGCUGUCAUUGCAGCUCCGGUUCCUAAUGAGGACGUGGGUGUCAAUCUCGGCGGUGUUGUUAUCGUUGGCAAGCGCGAGCAGGCAGAGGAUGAUCUAGGUGUCGGGCUCGGUAUUGGUGCCAGUGUCACCAAGCAUGAACCCAUCGCUUCGGCGCUGGCGAACCUCGCCAGGUCCCCUGGUGUGACAGUGCCCGAUCUCGAGAAGGCACUGUAA